Molecule: messenger RNA, 465 nt
Organism: Ophidiomyces ophidiicola
Lineage: Eukaryota; Fungi; Ascomycota; Eurotiomycetes; Onygenales; Onygenaceae
Exons: 2
Coding region: 1-465 (154 amino acids)
Source: RefSeq, a predicted model, not a curated record
AUGACUGACGGUCUGUACCACCUAGUAGAUCCCACCCAAGCCCACAGCAAGUCUCAUUCCCAGAAACCAAAACCAACAGUUGCGGACUCGUGGGAGGAUGAGUCGGUAUCUUCGGACUCUUCAGACACAGAGAAUAUGCUCGAUUCUUCUUCUCACCGACAGACAGGCACCAAGGGCCACAGCACGCCGCCCCUAAUUGUACCCUCGCUCGCGCCUAAUAAAUUGUCGUCCGAGAACCCCCAAAAGAGCGAUUCCCCACAUCGGCGGCCUGAGAAGCAGACUGCUGUCGCAAGCCGGAUAAUUACCAGCGCGUUGGGCUUGCGUGCAAAGCGAACCGCAGAGCAGAAGGCCUAUGAUCGUGCAAUCCUAGAGAACGCAAAGAAAAAACGGGAGCAUGAUCGUGAGCAUACCAGGCAGAAGCAAGAGGAAGAACACAAAGCGAAGCAAGCCGUCUGGGAGUCAUAA